AACGUUUAAGCAAAACAGAAAAACAAGAAGUCACUUUGGAAUUUUAUUACCCCUUCUGAGAAAGAUUUGACAUAUGCAUGCUAUUUUGAUGGAUUACCUGAAGUGAAUGUGGCAUACUGACCAAAAACCCUUAUGAAUUCAAAAGGAAUCGGAGAUACAGUAUUGACAAAAAGUACAUGAUACAAUCCUCAAAAAAAUUAAUAUGGGCUCUAGUUGUUUUGCCUUUAGUUUUUAUUAGAAAAAUUGAAUCUGUUGCCUGCCAAUCAAAUAAGGCAGCUAGAUUUCUUCAUAGUAAGCAUAUUUAAAUUAUGGGAUCCCAAAAGGACUCAGAGUCCCCCCAUUCUUCUAUUAGUGGAUUGCCUAAUCCCAAAUGCCGUAGUGGCAAGAGGCACAAGGAUUUCAUUUCAUUUCUUCAGUGGGAAAGUCUCGGUCCUCGGCCCCCAGCUGGCUUGGGCAGUGCCAUUAGCAUUUCAGAAAAUGUUUUGCACCCUCUGUGUAUAGAAACACCAACAGAUCUUGCAGUCUUGGGAAGCCAGAACACAUUGGAUUCAUCUGAAGGAUUGGAAAAUGCUACUUGCAGUGAAGAUAUGCUGGAGUGUCCACUUUGUUUGGUAGACAGCCCCAAGAGAAGGUGCCUAAUCAUGACUUGCAGCCAUCGUUCUUGCCUGGCUUGUCUAAGACAGUACCUGCGUAUUGAGAUUACAGAGAGCCGUGUAAACAUUAGCUGUCCUGAGUGUUCAGAGCGUUUAAACCCGCAUGAUAUACGCCUCAUCCUGGAUGACCCCGUCCUUAUGGAUAAAUAUGAGCUGUUUAUGCUACGCCGCUACUUGGCUUCUGAUCCUGACUGCCGGUGGUGUCCAGCACCAGACUGUGGGUUUGCAGUUAUUGCAUAUGGCUGUGCCAGUUGUCCAAAACUCACCUGUGGGCGCCAAGGGUGUGAAACAGAAUUCUGUUAUCACUGCAAGCAGGUAUGGCACCCAAAUCAGACCUGUGACACGGCGAGACAGCAACGAGCAAACAGCAUGCGGGUCCGCACUAAGCAUACUUCUGGUUUAAGCUAUGGGCAAGAAUCUGCCACAGAUGACAUUAAACCAUGUCCUCGUUGUGGUGCUUAUAUUAUCAAGAUGAAUGAUGGUAGCUGCAAUCACAUGACCUGUGCUGUUUGUGGCUGUGAGUUCUGCUGGCUAUGCAUGAAGGAGAUAUCUGAUUUACACUACUUGAGUCCUUCAGGAUGCACAUUCUGGGGCAAAAAACCCUGGAGUCGCAAGAAAAAGAUUUAGUGGCAGCUGGGCACACUUAUUGGCGCACCUGUGGGCAUCACAUUGAUAGCUGGGAUUGCUGUUCCUGCAAUGAUCAUUGGCAUUCCUGUAUAUAUUGGCAGGAAGAUCCAUAGUCGCUAUGAUGGAAAGAAGACUUCAAAGUACAAACGCAAUCUUGCUAUAACAGGAGGUGUUGCACUAUCGGUUGUUGCAUCGCCUGUUAUUGCAGCGGUAUACUAUUUGUGCUGAUCUGCAGGCAUUGGAGUACCCAUCAUGUUGGCGUAUGUUUAUGGAGUAGUACCAAUUUCACUAUGUCGAGGAGGGGGAUGUGGUGUAAGCGAGGUGAAUGGAAAAGGAGUCAAGAUAGAAUUUGAUGAAGAUGAUGGACCAAUCACAGUGGCAGAUGCAUGGCGGGCUUUGAAGAACCCAAGUCUUGGUGAAAGUAGCAUUGAGGGCUUAACCAGUGGCCUGAGUACAAGUGGUAGUCCUACAGAUGGGCUUAGCAUGGCACAAGGAGGCUAUGGGGAGACUGGCAGUUUCACAGCUCUUUCUGGAGGAACUCUUGGCACGAACAAGGGCAAAUAUAGAAGGUGA
Messenger RNA from Erpetoichthys calabaricus (reedfish), 1853 nucleotides. RefSeq names its product E3 ubiquitin-protein ligase RNF19B. The record is from RefSeq and is a predicted model, not a curated record. Lineage: Eukaryota; Metazoa; Chordata; Cladistia; Polypteriformes; Polypteridae. Gene Ontology annotation, molecular function: zinc ion binding; ubiquitin protein ligase activity; ubiquitin conjugating enzyme binding. Gene Ontology annotation, cellular component: cytoplasm; ubiquitin ligase complex. Gene Ontology annotation, biological process: protein polyubiquitination; ubiquitin-dependent protein catabolic process; positive regulation of proteasomal ubiquitin-dependent protein catabolic process.